Molecule: messenger RNA, 1060 nt
Organism: Malus domestica (apple)
Lineage: Eukaryota; Viridiplantae; Streptophyta; Magnoliopsida; Rosales; Rosaceae
Source: RefSeq, a predicted model, not a curated record
CGAUUUAAAGAACUUAUACAACUCAACAAGAAAUGGAAGAAGUGAAAGUGCUUGGAGCUUGGCCUAGUCCAUAUAAUUUCAGAGUGAUAUGGGCUCUAGAGCUCAAGGGUGUGAAGUAUGAAUACAUAGAAGAGAAUUUGGUUAACAAGAGUGAUUUGCUUUUGCAUUACAACCCAGUUCACAAAAAGAUUCCGGUACUCGUUCACAAUGGGAAACCAAUCACCGAGUCCGCUGUAAUCCUCGAGUACAUUGAGGAGACUUGGCCCCAGAAUCCCCUCCUUUCAGAUGACCCUCAUGAGAGAGCGUUGGCGCGGUUCUGGACAAAGUUUAUAGACGAAAAGAUUUUAGGGUUUCGGCCUUUUUCGGCCAUUAUGAAUCAAAUGAACAUUUCAAUUUGUGUGAUCAAGCAGGGGUUACCAUAUCUUAAAUUUAUGGCUGAUGGGGAAGAACAUGAGAAGGCUGCAAAAGAAAUCAGAGAUGUAUUCAAGAUCUUGGAAGAGCAAGCUCUGGGAGAGGAUGACUUCUUUGGUGGCAAUGAAAUAGGGUUGGCUGACUUGGCGUUGGGAUUUAUAGCCUCCUCUUUUGGAGUGAUUGAACAAGUUGUUGGUGUCAAAGUACUGCAUGCCACUGAGUUCCCUCGCUUGUGUAAUUGGAUUAACAAAUUUAGGGAAAACCCAGCUAUCAAAAAGAGCCUCCAUCCUGAUAAAAUGUUUGUGUUUUACAAGCAGAGGAGGGAGAUGAUCCUUGCUUCAAGGCCUUGAAUUGCUUUCUUUCAGCAUCUUUUUAGCCUUUACAUACAUGUAAGUGGAUUAAGAAAAAGAAAAAAAAAUGCUUGUUAUUCUAAAAAAAUGUUCCUGGUCACCGACUCAAUUAAUCCAUAGACGUUUAAAAAUUAAGCGCCCGCCUAGGUCGUAGUUAGACAGAAAAUAGAUAACUUUCAUCUUGCAUUUUAUUUUUUCAACAAAUUGUAAGAAACUUAUUGAAUACUUGGAUGAACUCUCAUUAUAUGUUUGUUCCCUAUAUUUUCAAUAUGCUAUAAUACUAUAUAAUCUAUAUCUUA